AUGAAGACACAGGCAAACAUCAGAGGUGGCACGCGCGCAGACACUGCCAAGGUGUUCUUAAAACCCGCGGUGAACAGACCGAAUCUCCACGUAUUAACAAAUGCUCACGUGACAAAGGUGAUGUUCGAGGGCAAGAGGGCGGUAGGCUUGCAGUUUAUACAUGGUGCCGAGAAGAAACAGACGAGAGCGUCUCGGGAAGUGAUCCUCUCUGCUGGAGCUAUCGGCUCUCCUCACAUUCUCCUCUUGUCUGGCGUUGGUCCAAAAGAGCAACUCGACCAGUUAAAUAUCCCGCUAGUCGCUGACCUUCCAGUAGGAAAACACUUACAGGACCAUGUUGCUCUUUUCUACCCAGAGAUUUUAAUUGAGAAAAAUAUUUCAAUGAUUAAAGACGACCUGUUAAGCUUUAAGGCCAAAGUUAAGUGGGAUAUGCUAGCGAAAGCCCCUAUGGCAACCAACGGUCUGGAAGCUAUUGGUUUCUUUCAUACAGCCGGCUUGGAGAAGAAAGGCGUGUCCCCUGAUAUGCAGCUGCUUAUGUCCGUCUUUGGUCUCGGAUCUAUAGAUGAUGAUUUUACAUAUAAUUGGCUGGGAUUCGACAGAAAGUUCAUUAAGGAUGCGAAAUUUUCUACGCAAGUGAAUCGUCAUCUUUUCUCGUGGAUACAAACUUUGUUGCAACCAAAAAGUGUCGGUGACAUUCGUCUGAAAACCAUCGACCCGCUGGAUUAUCCACUUAUAGAUCCACGUUACUACGAGAACGAACAAGACGUUAAAACUAUGGUGGAAGGAAUCAAGAUUGCAAUGAGACUUUCAGAGGCGGCGGCAUUCAAGGCUAUCGGGGCAAAAGUGAAUCCACAUGCCUGGACCAUUCCAGGAUGCACUCAGCACAGAAAAGGUGACAAAUACCUAGAGUGUGUUGCACGCAACAUGGCUGCUACAAUUUACCAUCCGACGGGAACCUGUAAGAUGGGUGCCAGCAACGAUCCGUCUGCCGUUGUUGAUCCGCAGCUGAGGGUGCGUGGAGUAGAAGGACUGAGGGUCGUGGAUGCCUCCAUCAUGCCGGAAAUCGUAGCGGGAAACACGCAUGCGCCCGUCAUCAUGAUCGCUGAGAAGGCUGCCGACAUGAUACGCGCUGCUGUGAAGAACUAGUUAGCCAUUUCAUCGAUGGUAUUACCACGCAUGUGCAUUGCCGACAUGAUUGUGUUUUGUGUU
Molecule: messenger RNA, 1206 nt
Organism: Priapulus caudatus
Lineage: Eukaryota; Metazoa; Priapulida; Priapulimorpha; Priapulimorphida; Priapulidae
Product: glucose dehydrogenase [FAD, quinone]-like
Exons: 8
Coding region: 1-1143 (380 amino acids)
Molecular function (GO): oxidoreductase activity, acting on CH-OH group of donors; flavin adenine dinucleotide binding
Source: RefSeq, a predicted model, not a curated record